This is a messenger RNA of Aureobasidium subglaciale EXF-2481, 564 nucleotides long. RefSeq lists its product as uncharacterized. Gene Ontology annotation, cellular component: ribosome; cytosolic small ribosomal subunit. Gene Ontology annotation, molecular function: structural constituent of ribosome; mRNA binding. The coding region runs from base 6 to 380 and encodes 124 amino acids. The transcript has 4 exons. The record is from RefSeq and is a predicted model, not a curated record. Gene Ontology annotation, biological process: translation. Lineage: Eukaryota; Fungi; Ascomycota; Dothideomycetes; Dothideales; Saccotheciaceae.
UCAAAAUGGUCAAGAAGAGAGCCUCCAACGGUCGCAACAAGAAGGGUCGUGGCCACGUCAAGCCCGUCCGCUGCUCCAACUGCUCGCGAUGCGUUCCUAAGGACAAGGCCGUGAAGAGAUUCACUAUCCGCAACAUGGUUGAGUCCGCCGCUAUCCGUGAUAUCUCGGAAGCCUCCGUCUACGCCGAGUACGCCGUCCCCAAGAUGUACCUCAAGCUCCAGUACUGCAUCUCUUGCGCCAUCCACGGCAAGAUCGUUCGCGUCCGUUCCCGCGAGGGCCGCCGCAACCGUGCCCCUCCCCCGCGUGUUCGCUUCAACAAGGACGGCAAGAAGGUUAACCCCCAGCAGGCCGGCAAGGUCGCUGUCGGUGCCGCCGCAUAGAUGAUGUGUUUUUUCGGGAUUUGACAAGGCGUCUGUCUUCCGGUAUUACUUGGCAGGCACGAGGUUGCAUUCAUGGCUUCACAAAAGAAAAAGUGAGAACAGGUCGGGAUGCCAUCUUCAAUGGAGAUUAUCAGCGGCAGCAUGAAGCUACCUUUACGGGCACUGUUUAUUCUCCUGCACAGCG